UGGCCGCCGCAGGCCGGCUCCCACUUCCGCGGGGCCCCGAUAGCUCUCAGGGCCGGCAGGGCUGCCCACUCGCCCCCGGACCUCCUGGCUCUUCUGCUUCGGCUCCCUUUGGCCGGAGCCUCCACGAAGGAGACUCAAGAAGACGAUGGAGUCAGAGUGUAUCUACAAUCUUCUGCAGCUCCCUGCCAACGUCGAGCCCCCCGCUGUGGAGGAAUUGGAACAAGGAGAGAAGAAGAAGUAUUUACAGCCCGAUUCUCGAAAGAACCCCAAAUUCCAAGAGCUACAAAAGGUCUUGAUGGAGUGGAUCAAUGGCACCCUUUUCCGGGAACAUAUAGUCGUCCAGAACCUGGAGGAAGACCUAUUCGAUGGGCUCAUUCUGCAUCAUCUCCUGCAGAAGCUGGCAGCCAUCACGCUGGAGGUUGAGGAGAUCGCCCUGACGGCCAGCAGCCAGAAGCGGAAGGUCUCUCUCGUGCUGGAUGCCCUGAGCCGCUGUUUGCAGCUGGAGGAGAGCUCGGCCAAGUGGAGUGUGGAGAGCAUCUUCAAUAAGGACUUGCUGGCCACUCUCCAUCUUCUGGUGGCCAUGGCGAAGCACUUCCAGGCGGACCUGGCCCUCCCUGCAGACGUCCAAGUGGAAGUCCUGACGAUCGAGAGCACCAAGAACGGCUUAAAGUCCGGGAAGUCGGUGGAGCAGCUCACAGACGGCAGGGAUUCGGAUCAGCAGUCAAAAGUCGAUGUCUUUGAUGAAUUAUUUAAACUUGCCCCAGAGAAAGUGAACGCUGUCAAAGAAGCAAUCAUGAACUUUGUCAACAAGAAGAUGGAGCGUUUAGGGCUGUCUGUGAAAAAUAUCGACACCCAGUUUGCAGAUGGAGUGAUUCUAAUUUUGUUGAUUGGACAGCUUGAAGGCUAUUUCCUGAACUUGAAGGAUUUCUUCCUGAACCCCAGUUCUCCUGCUGAAAUGCUGCACAAUGUAAACCUGGCCAUGGACUUGCUGAAGGAAGCAGACUUGCUCAGUUACCCGGCUAACCCUCAAGACAUCGUUAAUGGAGAUCCCAAGGCCAUUCUGAGGGUACUCUACAGCUUGUUUUCCAAAUACAAGGCGAAGGAGAUGGCUGAGGGGACACAGACAGAAGCUGGAAUUUAGGCGUUCUUGAAGGUGGUGUUCCCCUGAAGUGCAAAACAUUGGAAACAUUCUACAUGCUGUUGAUUGGGGAAUGGCUGGAGAAAUGGUGACAUAUGGGCUAGAAUGAUAUUGCCCACAAAGGACUUGGUGACUGGGAAGAAGACAAAGAAAUGUGGGAAGAAUAUGAAGUGAUGCAGAGGGAGGAAAUUAUCCCAGCUUGAUAUACACGGUGACUAUGCCAGGAAUAAAGAAGAAUAACA
Messenger RNA from Gracilinanus agilis (Agile Gracile Mouse Opossum), 1380 nucleotides. It is a transcript of the gene PARVG, whose product is annotated as parvin gamma. NCBI's taxonomy places the organism in Eukaryota, Metazoa, Chordata, Mammalia, Didelphimorphia, Didelphidae. Gene Ontology annotation, biological process: cell projection assembly; establishment or maintenance of cell polarity; substrate adhesion-dependent cell spreading. Gene Ontology annotation, cellular component: cytoplasm; focal adhesion; actin cytoskeleton. The record is from RefSeq and is a predicted model, not a curated record. Bases 146 to 1141 code for a protein of 331 amino acids. The transcript has 14 exons. Gene Ontology annotation, molecular function: actin binding.